This is a messenger RNA of Homo sapiens (human), 3848 nucleotides long. RefSeq names its product leukocyte immunoglobulin like receptor A6 (gene LILRA6). NCBI's taxonomy places the organism in Eukaryota, Metazoa, Chordata, Mammalia, Primates, Hominidae. The transcript has 8 exons. Gene Ontology annotation, biological process: cell surface receptor signaling pathway. Gene Ontology annotation, cellular component: membrane. The record is from RefSeq and is marked validated. The coding region runs from base 40 to 1485 and encodes 481 amino acids.
AUCCCUCUGCAGAGCCCGGGGUCACCAGGAGGAGACGCCAUGACCCCCACCCUCGCAGCCCUGCUCUGCCUAGGGCUGAGUCUGGGCCCCAGGACCCACGUGCAGGCAGGGCCCUUCCCCAAACCCACCCUCUGGGCUGAGCCAGGCUCUGUGAUCAGCUGGGGGAGCCCCGUGACCAUCUGGUGUCAGGGGAGCCUGGAGGCCCAGGAGUACCGACUGGAUAAAGAGGGAAGCCCAGAGCCCUGGGACAGAAAUAACCCACUGGAACCCAAGAACAAGGCCAGAUUCUCCAUCCCAUCCAUAACAGAGCACCAUGCGGGGAGAUACCGCUGCCACUAUUACAGCUCUGCAGGCUGGUCAGAGCCCAGCGACCCCCUGGAGCUGGUGAUGACAGGAGCCUAUAGCAAACCCACCCUCUCAGCCCUGCCCAGCCCUGUGGUGGCCUCAGGGGGGAAUAUGACCCUCCAAUGUGGCUCACAGAAGGGAUAUCACCAUUUUGUUCUGAUGAAGGAAGGAGAACACCAGCUCCCCCGGACCCUGGACUCACAGCAGCUCCACAGUGGGGGGUUCCAGGCCCUGUUCCCUGUGGGCCCCGUGAACCCCAGCCACAGGUGGAGGUUCACAUGCUAUUACUAUUAUAUGAACACCCCCCGGGUGUGGUCCCACCCCAGUGACCCCCUGGAGAUUCUGCCCUCAGGCGUGUCUAGGAAGCCCUCCCUCCUGACCCUGCAGGGCCCUGUCCUGGCCCCUGGGCAGAGCCUGACCCUCCAGUGUGGCUCUGAUGUCGGCUACGACAGAUUUGUUCUGUAUAAGGAGGGGGAACGUGACUUCCUCCAGCGCCCUGGCCAGCAGCCCCAGGCUGGGCUCUCCCAGGCCAACUUCACCCUGGGCCCUGUGAGCCCCUCCCACGGGGGCCAGUACAGGUGCUAUGGUGCACACAACCUCUCCUCCGAGUGGUCGGCCCCCAGCGACCCCCUGAACAUCCUGAUGGCAGGACAGAUCUAUGACACCGUCUCCCUGUCAGCACAGCCGGGCCCCACAGUGGCCUCAGGAGAGAACGUGACCCUGCUGUGUCAGUCAUGGUGGCAGUUUGACACUUUCCUUCUGACCAAAGAAGGGGCAGCCCAUCCCCCACUGCGUCUGAGAUCAAUGUACGGAGCUCAUAAGUACCAGGCUGAAUUCCCCAUGAGUCCUGUGACCUCAGCCCACGCGGGGACCUACAGGUGCUACGGCUCAUACAGCUCCAACCCCCACCUGCUGUCUUUCCCCAGUGAGCCCCUGGAACUCAUGGUCUCAGGACACUCUGGAGGCUCCAGCCUCCCACCCACAGGGCCGCCCUCCACACCUGCCUCACACGCCAAGGAUUACACAGUGGAGAAUCUCAUCCGCAUGGGCAUGGCAGGCUUGGUCCUGGUGUUCCUCGGGAUUCUGUUAUUUGAGGCUCAGCACAGCCAGAGAAACCCCCAAGAUGCAGCCGGGAGGUGAACAGCGGAGAGGACAAUGCACCCUUCAGCGUGGUGGAGCCUCAGGGACAGAUCUGAUGAUCCCAGAAGGCUCUGGAGGACAAUCUAGGACCUCCAGAGGGGGGUGAGAUUUCAGGCCACACACUGUGGAAGGUAAUCAUGUCUGAUCACAAAUUUUGGGUCUCCACCUUACUUCCAAUCUAUGUUGUGAAUGCCCAGUUGAGACCCACGGAAAAGAGCUCAUGGGUGAGUGUGAAGUGCUUCUCUGUCUUAAGUUCCCAGAGAUCCUUGCCUCUUGGAGGCCAGCAAACACUAACUCUUGAGGAAUUCAUGACAAUAUCAUCUGAUUCCUCCUUCCCAGCUUGUAUGGCAGUCUCCCACCCUCAUGUGUUCAAUCUGAUGAUCCCAGGAGGUUCUGGAACAAAAUCUACAGCCUAUGCUUUCUGGACUAUCUGUCGAUCAUUCCUGAAGAGAGGGAUCAAUGUUGAGGUAUUCAUUUCACAUGAUGAAAAUGACAAUAUCAAAUGUCAGAGGUAGUAGGGCUCACGUAGAAAUCCAAUACAUCCAUGGUAGGACUGCAAAUUACUUGAAUCAAUUUGGGGAAAAUAUCAGAAGUACCCAGUGAAAAAGAAGAAACAUGGCCGGGCGCGGUGGCUCAUGCCUGUAAUCCCAGCACUUUGGGAGGCUGAGGCGGGCGGACACGAGUUCAGGAAUUCGAGUCCAGCUUGGCCAACAUAGUGAAACCCCGUCUCUACUAAAAAUACAAAACAUUAGCUGGGCGUGGUGGCAGGUGCCUGUAAUUUCAGCUACUCAGGAGGCUGAGGCAGGAGAAUUGCUUGAACCUGGGAGACGGAAGCAAGUUGGCGCCAGUUGGUGCAGUGAGCCAAGGUGGCGCCAUUGCACUCCGGCCCAGGUGACAGUACGAGACUUCAUCUAAAAAAAAAAGAAAAAAAAAAAGAAGAGACACACAGCUAUGAACACAAAGCACAGAACCUAGAGGAAAAUGUGUUCAUAUGGUGAGGUUUCAUUCACAACAACAUGGACAGGACUGCUGCUCAUAUUACACAACAGCCAUAAAACCCAAAAAUACAUCUAAAACAAAGGAAACAUAUGUGGUUCAAUUCCACCAAGGGAUACUACGAGGCCGUGCAGAGGCACAGACAAAAUCUACAAAGAGCAAUGCAAACCAACCUUCCAUCAUGAUGUUGAGUAAAGAAACAAGAGUAUAAAAAGAAGGUGUGCACAUGAAGCUCAAAAAGAGGCAGCAUUUAUUUUCUAGGGAGGCAAACUCAAAAUAGACCCCAUAAAUAAAGGAAAUAGAUUAUGUAAUCCAAAAUAGUGCUUGCACAUCAGGAAAUACUGGAGGGUUCUGUUCAACAUGGAAACUCCAAGGACCACUGGACGCGGGCACUGGAACGCUGACUUUCAUUUGGUGACCCUCAAUCCACUUCGAGUUAUUGGUAAAUCACAUAAUUUUAAUUUGAUACGGAAUAAUCAUACAUGUUUCUUGGGAGCAUGUGGUAAUCUGAUUCAUCCAUGCAAUGUGUAACGAUCCAAUAAAGGUUCCCAGGACAUUCAUCACCCUGAACAUUUGUUAUUAUGGUUAUUAUUUUGAGACAGAGUCUUGCACUGUCGCCCAGCUGGCGUGCAGUGGCAGGAUCUUGGCUCACUGCAAACUCUGCCUCCCGGGUUCAAGCAGUUUUCCUGUCUCAGCCUCCUGAGUAGCUAGGAUUACAGGCAUGCACCAUCACACCUCGCUAAUUUUUGUAUUUUUAUUACAGACGGGGUUUCACCAUGUUGCUCUGGCUGGUCUCGAACUCCUGACCUAAGGUGAUCCACCAGCGUCGGCUUUCCAUAGUGCUGGGAUUACAGGUGUGAGCCACUAUGCCUGGCCAACUUUUAUAAUUUCUGUGCUGGGAACAUUCCAAAUCUUCAUUUCUCACUCAUGUGGAAAAUACAAUAAUCUGUUGCUAACUAUGGUCACCCUACUGAGCUCUCAGGCCCUGGAACUUACUCCUUCUCUCCACCUGUAUUUCUGCACCCGUCCACCAACCUCUCUCCAUCCCUGUCCUCCACACUCCCUUGCCAGCCUCUGUUGACAACCAUUCUACUCUCUGCCAUCACAAGGCCCACUUUUGUAGCUUCCGCGUGAGUGAGAACAUGCUCCUCUUUCUGGGCCUGGCUUAUUUCACUGAACAUAAUGUCUUCCAGAUUCAUCUGUGUUGCUGAACAUGGUACAAUUUCCUUCUUUUUAUGCCUGAAUAUUAUUUCAUUGUGUAUAUAGACCACAUGUUCCUUAUCCAUUCAUCCAUUGAUGGACAUAGGUUGAUUCCAUAUCUUGGCUAUUGUGAAUACUGCUGCAAUAAACAUGGCAAUGCAGACACC